Messenger RNA from Zootermopsis nevadensis, 1491 nucleotides. Its product is annotated as ribitol-5-phosphate xylosyltransferase 1-like. Gene Ontology annotation, biological process: protein O-linked glycosylation via mannose. The record is from RefSeq and is a predicted model, not a curated record. Gene Ontology annotation, molecular function: ribitol beta-1,4-xylosyltransferase activity. NCBI's taxonomy places the organism in Eukaryota, Metazoa, Arthropoda, Insecta, Blattodea, Termopsidae. Gene Ontology annotation, cellular component: Golgi apparatus.
UUAGAACAUCCAAAAACUCGUUUAUUGAAGUUAAAGUUUUUGUACAUAAUUAUUUCACCUCAUAGCCUAUUUCGGUUGUACAUAAAUGGUUCCAUCGCUUACGAGUAACAGAGUUUUACAUAAUUGGGGAGAAGAUAAGCCGAGAUUCCGAAAGGGAUACGCAAAUAAUUUACGUCUGAGAUAUACUGUAGUAUAGGAUUGGUUGUCUGGUGUAGUCUUCAACAAAAAUCGGCCUUAUUUCAUUCCAUAUGAUUUGAACACGAACGCAGGUGUUAGGUUAUACUCAUGAGCUCCAUUCGAAAAGUGUUGGAGCAGCUUGAAUGCCUUGAUACUACGUUAAAUUUAUACUCCAAAAUUUUUCCCCCAUUGUGAAUAUUGGAGCGGGGACUCGGCAGUGAAUCAACUGUUCGGGGUGUAUGAAAGGUAGUCAUGAGAGUAAAUUUGAAAACUGCUGUAAUAAUUUUCUCAGUUCUUUAUAUUGUACUUACAUUGGUGACAAUGUACAGACUAUACAGUGAUGUUAUUGUUAGAUCAGAUGAGAGUAUCCAUUUUGAGGAAGCCCACGAUGCCAAGAGGAACACUUCUUUGUCUGAGAGUCCUCGAGGAACGAAUAUGAAGAAUCCGAUGACAUCUCAGUAUACAGUUGAGAUAUGGGCAAAAGCAGCAAUUGGUCUUUAUCUGUGGAAGCACGUGUUAAGUGGAGAACUUCAAAGUGUACAGAAUGGAUUCAUUCAGGAGGGAUAUUUAACAGCAGAUGACAUAACCCUUGUAUAUCGCUCUGGGCCAGGUAUAAUUCAGACUACAGUCCCAAGCGAUGUUCAGUACUUGGUUCUUGUACUGAAUGGACGUUCAGAGGAGAAAAUUAUGUCUUCCAAAAUGUGGCUGGAUUAUUUACCUUUGUACCAAAAUUUGAAGAAAUUGGCAGUUGUUCUUCUUGGAAAUGAGAGGUGCGACAAUAAUUGGAUUCUUCCGUAUGUCCGUUCCAGAGGAGGUAGAAUUGAUUUAGUAUUCCUUGUGUACGAUUCUCCACUGAUAGACAAUGUGGAGUUUUACCAGUGGCCUCUGGGGGUGGCAGUGUACCGGGGAUUUCCUAAUAUCAAGUCAGAGAAAGUUGAUGUAACUUCUGUUCGUUCUCAUAUGUGCAAUUUUUUGGGCACUGUCUAUGAAAACUCUUCUCGUGAAAUCCUCUCGCACGUUAUCAAGUCCUUGGAUUUCCAGGAAAACUGUAUCAUUUUAGAACGAAAAAGUUGGAGAUUCGGUUCUGCUCCUAGUACAGGAGGUGAAGAGGUUGGAAAGUCAGAGUGCCCCAAGAUUUUCUCUGUUCUAAGUGCAGUCCUGCAUGAGAAAAACAAGAAGGAUUUGCUGUUUUCAUGGCGGUGGCUUCCUCUGGAAACUGAAGACUCUCUGAAAUAUUACAUGGACUCAUUACUGAAAUCAGAUCUUACGUUAUCUUUAACAUUAAUCCACAGUAAUAAAUAUAAUCGCAAUUAG